AUGCAUCUUCGAUACUACUUUGACCCCGUAGAAGAGGGGGCACCUUGGCGUGAAGGUAUCGCCGAGGCCGUGUUUUUGGGCCCUCUUCCACCGUGGUGUGCAUUGAGGGCUGUCUUUCCUCGCCCUCAGCGAUCAGUAAUUCUUUCCCCCUGUUUCCAUGUCCUCCUCACCUGCCUUUCUCACGCACGCACACAAUUGCAGCGCAAGCCAUCCGUGGCGGUUACAGCCCAGAGGCCAAUGCCGGGAGGUGGUGUGGUGGGCGUCCGGACGAAGAAGAGGACCAAAAUGCCGCUAAAUGGUGGCAUGAUGUGGGGCAAGACCAUCCUCACGCCCCCCCCUCCCUCUUCCUCUCCGGCAUCAUCCUUGUUGUCCUCUCCAAAAGGCCCGAUCACAACGCGCAAGCAUUCAUCCCUCCUUUAUCUCACCGUGAAGCCAGACUAUUUGGUUAUUCGGGCGCCGUGCGGUCCUCACUCUCCGAAAACGCAACAGGGGCUGGACCCUGUCCUGGUGCUGAGGGCCCCCCCGUCCACCCCCCGCACUGGACCCCGGUGGCCCCAGGCAGACGGCGAUCCUGUCUCCCCUCCCCCCGACACUCGAGGCGCUGGGAGCGACAGCGUGACUGUGGAAGUGAAGGAUUUCCAGACGGCCGUGCGGGACGGAGACAUCGUCGGGAGCGAGGAGGAGCGAGAGAUCCAGGGCAUCCUCGGCCUUGUCUACCUCCUGGGGGGGGCAUACCUGCUGGUCAUCGAGGCCUCCGAGAUCGUCGGCACCUCCCCACGCGGUAGUAAUCUCACCGACAAAACCAGCAGCUUCAGCAUUCAUCGAGUCCAGAAGAUGGGAAUGCUCCCCGUCUCGCGCCGGCAGCAGACAGGGCCCCACCCGCAACAGCACCCGGCGCUAAGCUCCCCGGGGCAACGCUGCGACGAGGAGAGGUACCUGCGUAUGCUGCAGGCGCCGGUGGUGGCAGGGUCUCUAUACUUCAGUCCGCGAUAUCCUUUGCACCGUAGCUUGCAGGAAAACAUUCGGCGUUGCCCCGGGCUGGACUUCGAGUCGACGGCCCCGCCUUUUGGGGGGAGGAGGCGGCCACGGGGAGGGAGGGGGGGGGGCGUGGGCGACGUUGACAGCCCUGCAUACGCGCUCAUGGCCAAGAAUGGCAGCUCUAGGAGAGGGACAGACAGUAGAGCGGCCUCCUCCUCCUCCACCUCCUCCUUUUCCUCGUCGUCGUCCUCCUCCUCGAACCUGACAUCUCCCUCCCCCUCGACCUCCCUUCCCUUCCUGUGGAACGGCUUUCUUUUAUCCAACCUUGGGCCCGCACGUCUCUUCUGGGGCACUGCAUGCAUCAGUGGCUACGCAGUCUCGCGCUCCAUUCCCCUGGACGGCGCACGGAAAGGCGCUGGCGAGGCGGCGAGGUUGACGCUCCUCAGUCGCCGCAGCACCAGGAUGCAGGGCACUCGCUUCUACCGGCGCGGGGCCAACAAGGAAGGGGCAGUGGCCAAUUUUGUGGAGACGGAGGUCAUUCUGGCACUCCCCGAGGGUGCGAGAGGAAAUAGGGAGGGCCCCGAGACGCUCCUGCUCUCGCAUGUGCAAGUCCGAGGCUCCAUUCCGUUGACCUGGUCGCAAGAACCCACACUCGAAUGGCAGCCAUGCGUGCGUCUCUCGCCCGGCUUGCCCACGCCGCCCUCUUCCUCCUUGAGCCUGGCCAGUCAUGGCUCGGGCGGCGGCUCAGGAAGAGGGGGUCUUCAAGUGUCGGUGACGGCCGCGCACUUGGAGCAGCUCACUUCCAACUACAGGGACAUCCUGCUCGUUAAUCUCGUCGACUCCGGAGGAUCAAGCAAACACUCGCAGGCGCAGGCGGCGCUGGGUCGACGGCUACAGGAGGAGGUGGAGAAAUUGGCGGCCUACGUGCCGUUGGAUGAAUUUGGAGAGGAGGGGAGAGGGGCCUUGGAAAGAGGGGGAGAGGAAGGGGCGAAAACGGAGGCGACCAAGUCCCGCUCGACGCCCGCGCCUGACAGAGAAGAUGAUGGAAGAACAUCAGCGUUUGCGGAGCGGAAGGGGAAAGGAGGGACGCCGCGCGUGAGUCUGACCUGGUUCGACUUCCACAAGGAGUGCGGAUCUUACAAGAAGUGGGGGAGGCUCAAGACGCACCUUCUCGCCCAGAUUGACGCACUCUUGUCCAGCCAGGGGUGGACUAUGGUGCGAAUCCAUGAUGCUGGCAAGCAAGUGGGCCAGGGGGGAUGCGCGGACAAGGAGAAGACGCGAGAAGGAGAGAGAGCAGGCGGGCAGGGGGUGUGGGAGGAGGCUUCAGCUGAGGAGAUCGUCCUGCGGGAGCAAGAGGGGGUGGUGCGGACGAACUGUAUGGAUAAUCUAGACCGGACCAACGUGGUGCAGAGCAUGGUGGCUGGCCGCGUUUUGCGCCACGCUCUCAGCUCCCUCCCGGCGGGCGCUCUUGCCCCCGACCCCGCGUCCCUCGAGCGAGAGCUGACGACCUUGUGGGUGGAGAAUGCCGACGCGCUCAGCACCUUGUACGCAGGCACUCCCGCGCUGAAGACCGACUUUGUCCUGACGGGGCGCAGAACGAUUAAGGGCAUGCUCCUCGAUGGCCUGUACGCAGUGACGCGCCUGUAUAUUAACAACUUUUGGGACGGAUACCGGCAGGACUGCGUCUCCCUCUGGCUGGGCGAGUAUUGCCCUCGCGGGCCCUCCCCGACCCAUGCUCCCAUCAGUCCCUUUCCUCCCUAUCGCCUCCCAUUUACCCCCGGGGGAGUUUUUUCUACCCUUUCUGUGGCUUUACAGGAGCUCCCGCCCUUUCAGCUGACCCUUCAAGCUGGCGCGCUUCUCACUGAGGCUGUGGUCAGUCUCGCCCAGGCGCUGGUUGGAUCGGCGGCCACAGCCUCGUCUUCGCUGGGGGGGUGGGACGAAAGUCCGUCGGCUCCACCUUCCUGGUGGGUAUUGGCGGUCUUCAGCUACAUGAUGUUCCUCCUCUUCUGGGUAGCCCUGUGGGAGUGCGUGCUCUUCCUGGGCCCCUUCGCCACGCUGCGGACACUGCGACAUCACAGGUAUCUGCUAACGGAUCGACCGCGCCUGGUCGAGAAAGAUGGGGAAGCUGGGAAAGAUGGGGAAGCUGGGAAAGAUGGUAACGGUAGGGAGGCUACUUAG
Messenger RNA from Nannochloropsis gaditana CCMP526, 3156 nucleotides. Its product is annotated as phosphatidylinositide phosphatase sac1. The record is from RefSeq and is a predicted model, not a curated record. Gene Ontology annotation, cellular component: endoplasmic reticulum. Gene Ontology annotation, molecular function: phosphatidylinositol-4-phosphate phosphatase activity. Gene Ontology annotation, biological process: phosphatidylinositol dephosphorylation. The transcript has 2 exons. Bases 1 to 3156 code for a protein of 1051 amino acids.